Trichobilharzia szidati is the source of this 2556-nucleotide messenger RNA. NCBI's taxonomy places the organism in Eukaryota, Metazoa, Platyhelminthes, Trematoda, Strigeidida, Schistosomatidae. The record is from the annotation of a GenBank genome assembly.
GUCAAAUUUAAGCAUCACGAGCUCACAAUGCACUUAACGGCAUGCAUACAAUUCCACAAAUAUGAAGAUGGACUCCUACCCACAGUUACAUUAUUCUACUUAUUUAGGUUAUUUCCAUCUUAAUUACAACAGGAGAAGUUGUUACAUUAUACUUUUGCAUUGCAUUUCUCCUACAAGUCAAUAUUUUGACGUCUGCGAUGUUAACGUUGCCGAAAAAUUUCACUGUAUUGAAAAGUGUAACAUUGCCGCGGCUUUCUUCAAUAUCGAGUUACAUCUAGCAUGUCCAAUGAAGAUUUUGAUGUCAAUUUACUUGACCCUACAAAUCAUGAAGUUAGAGCGUCGAAUUCAUCGGACAACUUAGUACAAAAGCCUUCUGGUGUCAUUGAAAUUGGCUGUAGGUCGAAACAUCAAGAAGGUGGCCUAAGUGAUUCUGUCCCAACUGUCCGAGAACAGUUGUUGUUACAACUAGAUGUUACUCGGGCUCGUCUUGUCAAGAACUAUGGUUUCCUUCCUAUGAGCCUUUACUGUCGUAUGCGCAUCGGGGAUGCGAGAUUUGAAACUAAAACCGCAUCAGCGUCUGGGAAACAUCCUAUUUGGAAUGAAACAUUCUGGUGUUGGUUGUAUGAUGGCAUUGAUAGAUUAACUUUAGAAAUUGUUUCAGAAAAUGUCAUGUUUGCAGACUCACCAGUAGCACACGCUGUGAUAAUUUUCCCUCGAUCAUUAUUCGAUGGUAUCCCGUUGAAUCAGUGGUAUGAACUAAGUGGGAAACAAGGAGAAAAUCUUGAAGGUUCUAUUAACUUAAUUUUCCAAUGUCGAAAAGUUCCAAAGAAUGCUCCAGUUCUACAACCCACUCCAUUGUUGUGGCGACUUGAACUGCCGCACAUAUGUGCAAAGUUCUAUGUCGAAAACCGAUCGAUCGAGUCUAGAAAGUAGACUUCUGUUCAGUGAAACUAUUUAAUCGUUUUAAAACAGACAAAUGGAUACUGUUAGAACAAUGUAACAAUGUAAAACAUUGUCAAAACGCGUUGGUUUGAGUUUAUACACUUCAAAACAGAGUAAGAAGUAAGUCUUAUGUAAACUAAAUGAAUUUCAGUUGUGAUUUUGAAUUCCUGGUAGAAAGUGGCCUAAACAUUUCCAAAUUGUUUUGAUCGGUUUUACGCUGUACCACCGAAAGCUGCCUCCGCCCAUUAACAUUCGACAUCUGAAGGACGCCCAUCUAAAAUCCUACACAACUUAUAUUGGGAGUUAUGAAUUUUAUGAAAUAGCAUCAAAUGAUUAGUCUUAGUUUUGUUUGGAGUUCAGUGUACUGUCUGUGUUGAUAUUACAUAGAAAGGUCAAUGAUAGCUCGACCAAUAUAAUACUAAAUAAGAUGUAACAUACUCUCUUUUUACAAUUGUAUACGUUUAUCACUGUCACUUCAAAAUAGCACACUUAUUGCUACUAGCAACUGUCUGUGUCAUAUCUCAAAUAUACCUUUAUUUCAGACUGCCAACCUGGAUUUGGUCAUAUAGGUGAUAUGAGAGUGUUGCCUAAACCAAUAUCAUCUGAAGAUAUUCAAGCAGUACGGGAAAUUUUCCCCUCUGUAGAAGAUGAUACAAUUCGAUCUCUUUUGGUAACCCAUCAUGGGAAUCGAGAAUUGGUUAUCAGUGAAUUACUUCGUAUGACAAAUGAAACAUAAAGUGGAGAUUAUUGUGGCAUAACUAUUAUUAUUUGGAAGAUUCUAAUUUUUGUUUUUCGUUGUUGCUUAUAUUUCAGCUAAAAAGUUGAAUCGUUCUAAAUGAACGAUACUUUAUACUAUGUCUAUACUAUUUCAUAUUACCUAAUAUGGUAUAUUUUUCCAGAGUAUUUUAUGGCUAUGUAUUCUCUAUUACUUGUGCGCUAAUUACCUGUUAUCAAAACUAUUUCUGUAUCGCAGUGAUUGUCAUUUUAAUUUUACACACAUACAUACAACUUAUCUAACAAUAACUUAAUUACUCAUUUAUCGGUUUUUUCUCUCUUUUCAUAUGUUGUUUUCACUUAUCACAUACAUACUCAGGCCUAUCAUCAUAUCAUUUCGUUUGAAUACAAUUCUGUUUGACAGUUUUACUUUCAUAACAAAAGAAACCAAGCAAUGUAUUCUUGUUCAUUUCGUAUGUCUUAGCGAAAUGAAGAAGAUUGUUAUCAUCAACUGUUAUUUCAGAUGUCAUUUCGUCCGUUACCUUCCAGUAUACCUGAAAAUAUGUGUAAUUUAGUAAAACUCUAUGAAUAACUUUGAUUCUCUAUUGUUAUUUUGUGUGCUUGUGGGACAAUAUUGAAUUUCUUUUUUUACAUUGUAAUGAUCAUAUGUACUUAUUAUUUACUAUGCAAACAUGUGUCAAUUUAUUAUCACUAUGUUUAUAAGUCAUACUACCAGCACUAUCAUGAGUAAUUGUGAUUAUAGUUCAUCUGGAUAUUGUGCGUUUAUUGAGUGAAAGAUAUCCAGGUCUAAGCAGUCGAUCCGUAUUCAGUCACGUACUCAAACUACUGUACCAAGCAAGGUAUAAGCAAAUAAAUGGUGUAUUUCUUACUCGUCAAAUA